Molecule: messenger RNA, 2216 nt
Organism: Ziziphus jujuba (common jujube)
Lineage: Eukaryota; Viridiplantae; Streptophyta; Magnoliopsida; Rosales; Rhamnaceae
Exons: 1
Coding region: 30-2084 (684 amino acids)
Source: RefSeq, a predicted model, not a curated record
CUGCUUCUUCUUCCUGAUAGCGGGCAAAUAUGUGGGUCGAAAACUUCAAGAAUUUCUGGUAUUCAUGGAACAUUCAUAUUUUCAUUUUGUUAAGCCUCUUCUCACAAAUAAUAUUGGUCCUUUUCGCAUCAUUUAGGCAGAGAAGCAGAAACAUCAUACUAGGCUUAUUUCUCUGGUCUAUAUACCUUAUGGCAGACUGGAUUGCUAUUUAUGCUAUAGGACUAAUUUCCAACGGCCAAUCUGAUCCCUCCAAAGGGAACAAAAACAUUCUCGCUUUCUGGGUCUCUUUUCUUUUGCUACAUCUCGGUGGCCCUGAUAGCAUUACCUCUUUUUCUCUUGAAGAUAACCAACUCUGGAUCCGCCAUUUAUUUCGGCUCAUUGCGAAGCUUUUUGCUGCUGCUUAUAUCUUGUUUCAAACAUUUCCCAACAACAACAUAUGGUUCCCGACAAUCCUUGUACUCCUUGUCGGAGCAAUCAAGUAUGCAGAGAGAUUAACGGCUAUGUAUCUUGCAAACUUGAAGCGUUUCGAAUCCACCACAUUGCCGAAGCCGAAUCCUGGUCAUGACUAUGAAGAAUCGGUGGCGAAAUACUCGCAAACAAGGUCUGUCAAGGUUGUGGAACAGACACAGAUAACAGUGGUGGAAAACCUUGAACAUUCUUACAAGGAUCGAAGUCUAGAUGAUUCAAAAAAACCAGAGGAUAUGGAUAUGGAAAUACUAAUUACAGCUUAUUUUCUCUUUCAGGAUUUCAAGGGACUUCUUGUCGGCUUCAUUUUGAACCCAAGUGAUCAAAAAUCAAGCAGGAAUUUCUUUCUCCACAUUAGCUCUGCUGAUGUGAGUUUUAGAUUGAUGGAGUAUGAGCUCAGUUUAAUGUACCAGCUUCUACACACCAAGGUCUCCGUGGUGUUCACCGGAAUUGGCCUACUUGUUCGUUUUAUUAGCGUGUGUUGCAUGAUUGUUGCUUUCAUUUCGUACCAUUAUUUAGUUGAUAAAAAUAGGCUGGAAAAUUCCGAACUCAUCCUUGGUUAUGUGUUGGUUAGUGGAGCUAUAUUUGUUGAUAUUAUCUCUGGAAUUAAGCUCUGUUUCUCCGACUGGCUUCUCAUGUACAUCUACCUCAAGAGCUGGAAAAAAUAUAUUCCGGUUCUCGCAGACAGAAUGUCGCCAGAGCCUCAUAAAUCUUGGUCGGCUUACUUGUCUAACAAAAUGAACUCGAUUCGAGAUCGUAUCUUACAAGGCAGAAGGUGGUCUAGAUCGGUUUCGCAGUAUAAUAUGAUAACACUCUGCCUGAAGCUAAACAGAUUGGAAAAGUGGCCCUUCUCUGACCGUGUUAUUUCCAAGCUAGAUAAAGAUCAUAUAUUUUGGUAUUUUACAUCAGUGGAGAAGAAGAUUGAAGAACUUCAGUGCUUGAUCUUUAGAGAGCUGAAAGAGAAAUCUUUGGACCCAAGUGAUGCAAUGAAGGCAUGCUCACAUAGAGGUGACUGGGCUCUUUUGCGCUCUAAGAGCUAUGUCAAGCUCCAAUGGAGCAUCAAUGAAUUUCACCAUGCUGAAAGCCUUAUCCUGUGGCACUUAGCUACUGAACUUUGCUACCAAGAUAAUGAUCACACUGACACUGGUAAAAUAAUUUGUAAAAACAUUUCGGAUUAUAUGUUUUAUCUUCUGGUGAAGAAACCUGAAUUGCUGGCACCAGUUUUGGGAAAUAUGUGGCAGAUUGUGUUUCAGGAUACUUUAGAAGAGGCUAAGCGUUUCUUUAGCAAACACUUCGUAAAAGAUCAUCAGAAGGCCUGCAAGAAAUUGAGUAAUGUGAAACCAAAAUACAGACCUGCUGAAGUGAAAGGAAAUAGUAGCAAAUCUGUGCUGUUUGAUGCUUGUAGACUAGCAAACCAACUCCAAAGCUUGGGGGAAAACCGUUGGGAUCUAAUGAGUAGGGUUUGGGUGGAAUUACUGUGUUACAGUGCAAGUAAUUGUCAAGCAAUCGUUCAUGCGCAGCAACUAAGACAGGGUGGAGAGCUUUUGACUUUCACUUGGUUGCUAAUGAACCAUUUGGGUGUGGGAUCCCAGUUUCACGAGCAACAGAUCAAAAAGUAGGAAAUAUAUUUCAAUUAAAAGAAAGGGAGGGGAAAAAGAAAAAAAAGCAGCUAUUUAUGUUUGAAUGUUUCAUUUGUAUUAUAUAGUAUAUAUAUGUAUAUUAAUCUCUGUUUUCCAUUAUGUUUUACCUCA